Messenger RNA from Stegostoma tigrinum, 2625 nucleotides. Its product is annotated as methylsterol monooxygenase 1-like. Lineage: Eukaryota; Metazoa; Chordata; Chondrichthyes; Orectolobiformes; Stegostomatidae. The record is from RefSeq and is a predicted model, not a curated record. Gene Ontology annotation, molecular function: C-4 methylsterol oxidase activity; iron ion binding. The transcript is spliced from 5 exons. Gene Ontology annotation, biological process: sterol biosynthetic process. The coding region runs from base 81 to 968 and encodes 295 amino acids.
CGUGAUGGUGCUACCUCAGUUAAGUGCUGGCAGGUUGCACCCGGCUGGUCGGCUUGAACAGUAAAUGAUCGACCGGCAGGAUGGAUGGAAGCAAUAAUAACAGUAGCAGCAGUAUUAUCACCUCUGCAAUUCUAGCUAUUGAUUACAUGGAUUCCUUACUCCCCGAAAACCCUUUGCAACAGCCUUUUAAAAAUGCAUGGAACUACAUGCUGGACAAUUUUACCAAAUUCCAAAUUGCUACUUGGGGUUCUCUUCUGGUUCACGAAGGCGUUUAUUUUUUGUUCUGCCUACCGGGUUUUAUUUUUCAGUUUAUUCCAGCCAUGCAGAAAUAUAAAAUACAAAAGGACAAACCGGAGAGUAUUGAGAAACAGUGGAAGUGCUUCAAAGUGUUGCUGUUCAAUCACUUCUGCAUCCAGCUGCCUCUGAUCUGUGGUACUUACUACUUCACUGAAUUCUUCAACAUUCCAUAUAACUGGGAGAACAUGCCACGAUGGCAGAUCAUUGCAAUGCAAUGUCUGGGUUGUGCUAUUAUUGAAGACACUUGGCACUACUUCCUGCACAGAUUGCUGCACCACAAGAGAAUCUACAAAUAUAUUCACAAAGUUCAUCAUGAAUUUACGGCACCAUUUGGCAUGCAAGCUGAAUAUGCCCAUCCAGCAGAGACACUCAUCCUCGGAAUGGGUUUCUUCAUUGGCAUUAUGAUCUUCUGUAAUCAUGUGAUCCUCCUUUGGGCUUGGGUGAUCUUUCGUCUUCUGGAAACAAUAGACGUACACAGUGGUUACGACGUUCCCUUGAAUCCCUUGCACUUGAUUCCAUUUUAUGGUGGUUCCCGUUUCCAUGACUUUCAUCACAUGAACUUUGUUGGAAAUUACUCUUCAACUUUCACGUGGUGGGACAAGCUGUUUGGAACAGACUCUCAGUUCCAGAUGUACAAAGAUAAAUUGAAGGAAAUGAAAAAGGACCAAUAAUAAGUACACAAUCAACAAAAUAAAAGCAUAGCAAAUCACUAUAAUCCAGGAAAUUGAGGAAUCUAAUCAACCGCUGAACUGUUUGACAAAUUGAUGCUCUUAAUGGGUCCUGAUAGCAAAUUUUAUUUUGCUACCAUCUUUUAACAGAUAAAAUAUUUUAAACAUUUUUCCUGGGGAAGCAGUUGUGUUAAUUGGACACUUGUUCAGACAGAGUCCAUGUUUCUCAUGAUAGCUAUAUUUUAUUUUAUGUACCAAAUGCAUUCGUUCUCUCAGUUUAUUUGAAAUUCCCUGCAAAAUUUUGAGAGAACUGCCUCAAAGUUCUUUCUCUUUCUGAAAGGAUUGUAGGGAAACGUUUUUGUGAUUAUUUGUGGUAUUGAAACUUUCAAUGAAUUAGCCCUUUUUUUGCAAUAUUUCCACAUUGUUGUAGAAAAUAGCAAUUUUUUGUGAACAUGUGUUAUGCACUAAUUUGAAUUACCUUUUAAGGUUUGAAUUUCUGGAAUAACAUCUUGAAGUAUUGAAAAUCUUCUAAGCACCAAUUACAAUUAAUGAUUUCUGUCUGUCAUAAAUGACAUAACAUAAUACAACCAUAUGUUUCCAAUCAAUAUGUAUAUUUGCUUAUUGUGAAAUAACACCAAAUUUUAUUAAUAGCUUGUAAUAUUUUCAUUUGGGCAUUCGGGAGUGUCACUUGAUUCAGUGUUCCAAAUGUUGCCUGCGCUACUGUCAAGAACUGCAGCUGACAUGUUCUACAAAGUUAAACCAUUUGGCUGUCUUUAUCAGCAAAUGUCUUUGGUUUUAGGGUCAUAACAUGGAAGGAGGCCCUCCCGUAUGUAGUGCCCACAUUGGUCUUCAAAUAUCUAGUUAUUCUUGUCUCAUUUUCCACUACUUGGCCUGUAGCCAUGUAUGCUGUGCCAUUUUGGGCAUUCACCUCUCUUCAUAGGGGUAAUGCUUCAGACCAGACAACAUCCUAGUGAAUCUCCUCUGCAUCCCCUCAAGUGUGAUCGCAUCCUUCCAAUAUUGCAGCAACCAGAACUGUGCACAGUAUUCUGGCUAUGAACUAAUUAACGUUUUCUACAGCUCCGUUGUAACCUUCCUGAUUGACUACUAAAGACAAAUAUUCCAUUUUCCACUAACUCACCUUCUCUACUGUCCUGCUGUCCUCAGAGAUCUGUGAACAUGCACACCAAGGGCCCUCUGACUAUCUGUACUUCCUAGGUUCUACUGUUCAUCAUGUAUUUCCCUCUUGUUGGUCUGCAGAAAAUGCAUCAUCUUAUACAUUUCAGGAUUAAAUUCCAUUUGCUACUGCUCUGCUCAGCUAACUAGCCUGUUUAUAUCGUCCUGUAGAUUUUUAUCCUUGCUAUUUACCACAUCUCCAAUUCUCAUAUCAGCUGUGAACUUACCUCCUUCAUUAAUAUCCCAACAAUUAACGUGCACUACAAAUGCCAAGGGACCCAGCAGGAUGGCUUCCAGUCACAAAAUCAACUUUUGGCCAUCACUCUGUCUCUUCCCACUAAGCUGAAUUGUUAGACAUACUUAUCACAAUGUUUACGUUUAUUUUCUUACUGGGUAAAUCACACUAAUGUUUUGUAAAAUGGAUCAAGCUUAGUUCAGAUGACAUCACUUGUUUACAAGAUAAUAAAAUGUGAGGCUGGAUGAACAC